GGCUAUUAAAAAAAUAAUUUAUAGAUAAAUAAUUAUUAGACAAUAAGUAGAGAAUUAAUUUUUAUAACUCAGUAAUCAAUGUAGUAGCAAGGAAAUACUAAAUCCAACAAUGGAGUUAGCACACAAAAAGAAUAUAUGCAGUAUAGCUAAUAACUGUUUUCAAAUGCUCAUCUUCCUUCAAUUGUUAAUCCUGCCUAACCAAAUAAUUAUCUUCUUUAAUAAAUACCAUAACAAGUUUCGAAUAAGCCUAAAUGUAAUAGAAGAAAGGUUAAUCUUAGCUAAGAAUAAACUGAAGCUUUGGUUCUUUCUUGGCGAGAAAAAGGUUUUGGUGAUUUUAAUAAUUGGAUUUAAAGUGCAAAAGCUGAACAAAAUAUUGAUUUUAUUGAAAAUCCACUUGAAGUUGGUGUAAGAACCUUCACAUGCAAAUUAGAAAUUUAUUUUCCAAAUUAUUCUAAUGUUCCUAGUUUUUCAAGUGUAGGAACUGGUAGAUCAAAGAAAGAAGCCAAAAAAAUUGCUCAAGAGAGAAUAUUAUUGGAUAUUAUAAAAGAUGGAUAUUUGAAUUUAGGGUACAAAGAUGAUAACUUCUUAGAUAAGAUACCUCGCUUAUCUGAUGUUCAUUAAAUGAUUAUCUAAAACACUAAAACUGGUAGACCAGAUCUUAAGCUUGUAGAUUAGCAAUAACUAGACACAACAGCAAUCUCUUAAGCUUAUUCCUUAGAUAUAUAAAAUAGAUAGAUUCUCUAAGGUAAGCAAAUACCACCAACUCAAAAUGAAAUUAAUGCAUUUUAUCAAGAUCUUUCUUUAUCAGGGAUAGACAAAAUAAAUACAAAGUAGUCACCUUUAACAAACACUCCCAUUUCCUCAAAUACCUUAACAAUUAGCUAGCCAGGUUCAAGUCAUAUUGCUUUUUAUCCUAAUGAUAAAAGUACUACAACUAAAGAAAAAGAUGAACUAUAAAAAAAAAUUUUUAAGCUUUCAAAAUAGAUGUAAGAAAAUCUAAAACAAGAUAAAUAUUUUGAAGCUUGUUAGGUAUUAGUUUAAAUACUUAGUAAAAAGUCUCCAGAAUGGAAUGAAAUUAAUCAUAUUUGGUCUUAUGCUUUACUUUCCAAAGAUAUUGUUUAUGUCAAAGUGUUAAUUGAUUUGAUCAUCUAAAAAACAAUCACUAAACCCAAGGAAGGAGAAUAAUCUAGUUAGAAAAAAGAAGAUGGAAAUUUGAAUGGCUUAUAAAAGUAGGAAGAUGAAUCUGUUGAGUAGGCUAAGAAAGAGUUAAUGAAAAUAUAUGGAAAUAAUAUACAAAGGGUCGAGACUGAUAAUGUUUAUGAUUAUUUUGAUAGUUAUACCCUUAUGAUGAAUAGACCAGAAAUAGAUAAUUAAACAGUUUAAAACAAUAAAGUUUAAGUAGAUUUGGAUGAAUAAUAAUGCCUGCUUACAGAUAUCUCACAAACUCAUUUGUAGUAAGAAAUAGAAGCUCAGAUUAGCCAUUAAUAACCAAUCAACGAAGUAAUAGCUCCUUUUGAUAGCCAAAUUAAAAGCCUUGAAAAAAGAGAAGUGUUAAAAGAGAUAGAUAAUUUAAAAAAAUAAAUUUCAUAUUACUAAAGUCUUUAAAAUUUAGAUUAAAAUGCUAACUUAAUCAAAGAAAAUAAUAAUUAAGACAUGUAAAACAGCAUAAAAUUCAUUUAGUAAAAGCUCAAUUCGCAAGAAAAUGAUGCUAUUUAAGAUGGAUAAAAUAACAAAUAAGAUAUCAUAUCAGGGGAAUUUCCAUCGAAAAAAAUCAAAUUAAAUGAAGAAGAAACAAAAGAGCAACAGUAUCCUUAAGAAAAUCAGUUAGCUUAAAUUAAUUAAGAGCCAUAAAAAAUAUAGGAGUUUUCUUAAAAAAUAGAAGAAUUAUAAUAAUUAGUUAAAAAAAAGGAAAAAGAAGUAUUAGAAAUAGACAAGUAAUAUGAGGAAUAUUUAAAAUUGUAAGAGUAAAGAAAAAAGUAACUAGAAGAUUAGCAAGAAUAACAAAGAUAGUAUGAAUUAUAAUUAAUUCAAUAGAGAAAUAAUAAGAUGACAACUCCUCUAAAUUCUUAUUACAUUCCUCAAUAAUAAUAGUAGCCUGGAUAUUAAUCUUAUCAACCUUAUAUGAAUCAAUAAUAACAAUAAAGCUUUUAAUAUCCUACUAUGGCUUAUAACCAUUAUGAUUACUCCAUGCAAAAUUCAGCAAUUUUCUAGUAAUCGUAAUACUAUAGUCAAUAUUAUUACAAUUAGCAUUAAGGGUAUCCCUAUAACAUGCAAUAUCCAACGCAAUACGCUAAUUCAUCUAACGUACCAUAUUCUACUCCUUAAUACCCUCCAAAUACCUACUACAAUUACUCUUAAUAAUAACCUUCCAAUCAAUAGUAACAGUAACAAUAACCUUUAGUAUAAGACUAAAAGGUAAGUUAAGAAAUAUCUCAAUUAAAUCCUUCUAAUAAAAAUGAAUCCUUAACAGAUUAAACUACUAUAAUAGAAAAAAUAUAUUCUUAGGCUUAGAACAUCAAUUAUCUCAAGUACAAUCUUGUUGAUGAAAUGUAUGAUUCAUUACUUUAUCUAGGAGAUAUGAACUUUUCUUUAGCAGUUGCUGAGCAAAUUUAUUCAAAAGUUAAAAUAAACGUAUCAGAAUUUUAAAAUAUUUAAGCUGCCCAUUACUAUAGCAACAAAAAGAAUAUGCUAGUCGUUGAACUAAUUGAGUAUAUAUUUUAAGUUUUCAACAGCUCAAAACCUCGUCUAAAUGAAGCUUUUGCUUCAAUAAAUGGUUAAAUAGAAAAAAUAGGAAACAAAUUUUCUUAGGAAGUCCUUUUGUUUAAGCCAGCAAGCACUGAGAUAAAUUUGGAGCAAAAAAUUGCAAAAAAGGGCCUUCUUGAAUAAAGAGAAAAUUAUAGCUUGAUUGCUGAAGGAGAAUUCGUUAUGCUCACUUCUUUAUAUCAAUCAAACAAUAACGAUCACGGAAAUUUGUACUCUGAUUUGAGAUCUGCUUAAAGCAAAUAAUAUUUAAUAUAAUUCUUAAAUAAUAUAGCUAGCAGCUUAAAUAUAUAACCUCCUGAUGUUAGAGCUUUUUAUAACAAAAUAUCAGAAAAUGGAUAGCCAAUAGAAUUUGCAAUGAUUGGAUAUGUAAGAGAAAUAAGUAAAGAAAGUGCAAUUAAAUUGUUUAUCUUACCUACUCCAUAGCAAAGCAGAGCAGUUAGUGAUUCUUAUCGCAUAUGGAAAAUAACAAAACUAGUGAACAAAACAACUUAUGAUCGUACUUGUGAAGCAUUGCUUAAAUUUGUUAGCACUAAAUCUGUAUCAGAACCAAUUAUGAAUAUCAUACUUACCCCACCUUUGUGCGAUAAAUAAAAAAUUCAAGAGAUGUCAGAAAAGAUUGUAUUUACACCUUCAAAAAAUACUCUAUUUAAUCCUACAUUAAAUCACUCUCAAUAAACUGCUCUGUAAUUUGCUACAACUAGAGCUUUAACAUUAAUUUAAGGUCCUCCUGGAACAGGAAAAACUACUACAGCAGUACAUAUAGUCUAAGAGUGGUGCAGAUAAUCUUCAGACCCUGUGCUAGCUUGUGCUGAUUCUAAUAUAGCAGUUGAUAUUUUACAUAAAGAAUUUAUCAAAUCAGGUAUUCGUGCAUGCAGAAUUGGCCCUGGAAGUGAAUCGAAAAAUGAGUUGAUGCAAGAUCCUAAGUAUAGGACUUAUAUUGAAUCAUUUAAAAAGUAAUAAUAAGGAAAAAAUCCAAUCAGUGCAAAAUUUAUGUUUAUGAAAAAGCUAAUUUCAGAAUCUUAGGUUGUAUGUGCCACUAAUGUUGGAUCUAUGUCUGAGUAUUUAAAAGAACAAAAUUUUACCAGGGUAAUAAUAGACGAAGCUACUUAAGCCACAGAAAUGUCUACAAUAAUACCUCUUAUCAAUAAAGCUUAGCAAGUGGUAUUAAUAGGUGAUCAUAAAUAGCUUCCCCCAACUGUUCUCAGCUCUUUAGCUUAGAGUAAAGGUAUGACUAUAAGUUUGUUCGAGAGACUUGUUAAGCAAGGAAUUUAACCUAAAAUGCUUAUGAGAUAAUACAGAAUGCAUUCUACUAUAGCUUUAUUCCCUUCUCACUAAUUCUACAAUAACUUAUUAGAAAACGGAGUUAGUGAUUAACAAAGACUUCCAAUUGAGGGCUUUAUUUGGCCUAAUAAACUUCUUAGAGUAGCUUUUAUAAAUAUCAACGGAGAAGAAAGAGUAUGUCAAUCAUCUGUUUUAAACUACUAAGAAGUGCAAGUUGUAACAGAAAUCAUAGUUGAUGUUCUUAAAACUAAAAAAACAUCUUUACAGUAAAUUGGAGUUAUAACUCCUUACGAUGCUCAAAAGAGGAGGAUAAAGAAUGAAAUAAGCAAUUUAUAAAGGAUUAAUCCUUAAGUAUUUGGUCAAAACUAUCAAAAUGAUUUCAAACAGAACAAAUACCAAAAUAACACAAUCGAAGUAGAUACUAUAGAUGGAUACUAGGGAAUGGAGAAGGAUUUAAUUAUUAUUAGUACAGUAAGAUCAAACAAUAAAUGCUCAAUUGGAUUUUUGAAAGAUCCAAGACGAAUGAACGUAGCAUUAACUAGAGCUAAAAGAGGGUUAAUUAUAGUAGGUAACUUAAACACACUUUAGAAAGACUCAAAUUGGAGAGAUUUCAUAACAUGGGUAAAUGCAAACAAAGCAGUUAUUUAAUACGGAGUGAACAACAUAGCCCAGAAUAUGAACAAAAUGGCAUUAUCAAACAAUUAAUCUUGA
Messenger RNA from Tetrahymena thermophila SB210, 4755 nucleotides. Its product is annotated as AAA domain protein. The record is from RefSeq and is a predicted model, not a curated record. The transcript has 14 exons. NCBI's taxonomy places the organism in Eukaryota, Ciliophora, Oligohymenophorea, Hymenostomatida, Tetrahymenidae. Gene Ontology annotation, molecular function: 5'-3' DNA helicase activity.